Messenger RNA from Symbiodinium sp. CCMP2592, 639 nucleotides. The record is from the annotation of a GenBank genome assembly. Lineage: Eukaryota; Dinophyceae; Suessiales; Symbiodiniaceae.
AUGGCGCUGGGGCGGCGGAAGACACCCGCGAUCCUGACGUUCGUCGUACUGUUCUUCGGCGUGAGGCAAGUGCUCCACUUUGAGAAUGGAUCGGUCCUCGUCACCUGGCCCACGGCAGCCACGGCGCCACAGGCCAGCAGUGCGGGUCGCCACCAUCAUCAUCGCCACAAGGAGACUCACGACGAGUCCAUCUUCGAAGAGCUCGUUGAGGAAGUUACCCUGUGCCCCUGGCUUCUUUUUGCAGAAGUUUGCCUCGUCGUUGUGCUGAAUGGCGUCUUCGAGACGGUUCAGCACUGGGUUCGCCACUCGCUUGACCACGCGCAGGACAAGGUCGGUUUGCAAAUCAUGGAUGUCUUGUUCAAGGAGUUCUCUGGCCUGGGAUUUAUUGGCAUGUUCCUUUUUCUGGUGACGCAAAGCCACGUCACCGAGGAUGUCUUGGCGAGGAAGGUGUUCGGCGACAGCUUGAAAGAGUUUGACGCUGAAGAUCCUGUGGCAGAGUCUUUCGAGACGGUCCACAUGAUGAUCUUCCUGCUUAUGGCUGUCCUCAUGUUCCAGGCCAUGGCCCUACUCAGAGUCACCAAAAGCGUCAUCGAGACGCUACUCGGCUGUGCAUGCCAGAGGCAUGAAGUGAAGAUUUAG